Molecule: messenger RNA, 577 nt
Organism: Apis mellifera (honey bee)
Lineage: Eukaryota; Metazoa; Arthropoda; Insecta; Hymenoptera; Apidae
Product: protein Asterix
Exons: 2
Coding region: 228-557 (109 amino acids)
Biological process (GO): protein insertion into ER membrane
Cellular component (GO): endoplasmic reticulum membrane
Molecular function (GO): protein folding chaperone
Source: RefSeq, a predicted model, not a curated record
AUACUAAAGAUAAUAAUACACGUGGUAUACAUUCUACGUUACACUGCACGUGGUAAAAAUAUCGAUAUAUUACAUUCGACUUUACGAAUUUACGAUUGUAUGAUAUCUCUGACUCUGAAGUUAGAAACUUAUAGUAUAGUACAUUUGGAUGAAACGACAUAUUAAUAUUGUAAACAACUGUUUAAUAGUUAAAUAAUAAUUUAUACUAUUCUAUACAGUUUUAUAAAAUGAAUAGUUCAUCAGAUCCUAGGCGUCCAGAACGAGAAAUUCGUUAUAAACCUAAUGUGUCAAGCAAUCAAGCACAACCAGGCGACAACUCAACUCCAGAUUAUAUGAAUAUAUUAGGAAUGAUAUUUAGUAUGUGUGGUUUAAUGAUGAGAUUAAAAUGGUGUGCAUGGGUUGCAUUAUAUUGUUCAUGUAUUAGUUUUGCUAAUUCUAAAGUGAGUGAUGAUACUAAACAAAUUCUUAGUAGUUUUAUGUUAUCAAUAUCAGCUGUUGUAAUGUCAUACUUACAAAAUCCACAACCCAUGACUCCACCAUGGGCAUCUGCAAUAUAAUAAAGGAAUUUUUAAAUUUC